Molecule: messenger RNA, 1649 nt
Organism: Trifolium pratense (red clover)
Lineage: Eukaryota; Viridiplantae; Streptophyta; Magnoliopsida; Fabales; Fabaceae
Product: DNA-damage-repair/toleration protein DRT111, chloroplastic-like
Exons: 2
Coding region: 216-1364 (382 amino acids)
Biological process (GO): mRNA cis splicing, via spliceosome
Cellular component (GO): precatalytic spliceosome
Molecular function (GO): RNA binding
Source: RefSeq, a predicted model, not a curated record
AUAAUAAUAAUAAAAAAUCAUAAACCUCUUGAAUGAAAAGAAGGAUGGAGAAAGGGCAAUCGAUCCGUGGAGACAAUCGGUUGAGUUGGCGGUAGGUCGAUAGCUGAUAGCCGUAGGCAGCCAGUGUCUCUGUUUCCAAAUCCCCAAAUCCAAUCACAAAACCCUAAUUUAAAACGCAGUGCCUUGUUGUCGUCGAAAGAGAUAGUUGCGUUGAAAUGCUGGGUGGGUUAUACGGAGACCUACCUCCACCUUCUUCUGCCGAAGAAGAAAAACCAACCACCAAUGUCUGGUCAAGCAGCACCAAAAUGGCCCCCGCCACUCUCCGUAAACCAUCUUCUCUUUUCACACCUCCUCACACCCUUCUCAGAUCCCAAAACAAACCUAAAAUCACCAAUUCCAAAACGGUUCUGUCUUCUGCACCACCUAUACUUGCUCCGGCACUUGAAGAGGUGAUGCAACCGGCUCUGGUGGGCGUGCAGUCGACUGUGUUGGAGGAGUAUGAUCCUGCAAGGCCGAAUGACUAUGAGGAGUAUCGAAGAGAGAAGAAGAGGAAGGCAAGGGAAGUGGAGAUGAUGAGGGAGCUGGAGAGACGGCGGGAGGAGGAGGAAGAGAGGGAGAGAGAAAGGGAGAGGGAAAGAGAGAAAGAAAGAGAAAGGGAGAGAGAUAGGGAUCAGGGUGAUUCCAGGUUGAAUAUUUCGGGUGAGGAGGCCUGGAGGAGGCGUGUGGGGAUGAGUGGAGGCGGUGGAGGUGGUGGGGCUGUGCCGAGGUCGCCAUCACCUCCGGGGAAUGUGGAUGGAUUUACUAUUGGGAAGUCGGAGACUGGCGGCUUGGGGGUUGGUGCUGGUGGGCAGAUGACUGCUGCUCAGAGGAUGAUGGCGAAGAUGGGGUGGAAAGAAGGGCAAGGGCUUGGGAAACAGGAGCAAGGGAUUACUACUCCGUUGAUGGCGAAGAAAACCGAUAGACGAGCUGGUGUUAUUGUCAAUGCCAGUGACAGUAAGUCUGAUAAGAAAGUCAAGAGUGUUAACAUCAAUGGAGUACCUACCAGAGUGCUGCUACUUAGAAACAUGGUGGGGCCUGGCGAGGUAGAUGAUGAGCUGGAAGAGGAGGUAGGAUCAGAAUGUGCCAAGUAUGGAACAGUAACCCGAGUUCUGAUAUUUGAGAUAACAGAGCCAAAUUUUCCCACCGACGAAGCAGUGAGAAUCUUUGUGCAGUUUGAGAGAUCCGAAGAAACAACUAAAGCGCUUGUUGACCUUGAUGGUCGAUACUUUGGGGGUAGAGUAGUGCGUGCCACAUUUUAUGACGAGGAUAAGUUUGGCAAGAAUGAGCUAGCUCCGAUGCCAGGAGAAAUUCCUGGCUUCACUUAGAAGAACAGAGCGUCUAUGAUUUUUGUCAAGUUGUUCUUAGUGAUUAUGCGACUUGAAGUUGGAGUUUAAUAUUUCAUUACAUGAUAGUUGAGCAUAUUUGGUUAAGCUCCAAUCUCGGUCUAAAUGUUUUUGUAACAGUGACUAAGGAUUGUUGCUUAGGGAAUUAUUGUGAUGUCCACACUGAAAAUACCUUACCUGCACUAAUGAGUAAGUCGCCACUGUACAUUGUUUGAACUUGAACGUUCCUUAAUAUUAUUAUCACAUGGAGAUUGAGAUACCAUCGAA